AUGGGUCACAUGAAAUCUUCCCCGACGCUGAAAGGAAACAUCCUUAUGGCGAACGAUUCCCAGCUGCCUCCAAAUCCUAUACCAACGACGGUGUCCCCAGAGAGCCUUAACGGCAUGAGUCUAUCUUUGCAGGUGUUCUUCUGCUUUGUCAUGGUCGGCAUAUUGCUGUUUGCACUGUUAGGGAAUAUGGUGGUGUGCCUGAUGGUGUACCAGAGAUCGGCUAUGCGCUCCGCUAUCAACCUCCUCUUGGCAAGCCUGGCAUUUGCCGACAUGAUGCUCGCCAUUUUCAACAUGCCGUUCACGCUAGUUACCAUCGUGACCAUCAACUGGAUUUUCGGGGAGGUUUUCUGCCGGGUUUCGGCCAUGCUGUUUUGGUUUUUUGUGAUGCAGGGAGCGGCUGUUCUGCUUAUAAUAAGCAUAGAUCGCUUUCUCAUCAUCGUCCAGAAGCAAGAUAAGCUGAGUCCACAGAGGGCCAAAAUGCUCAUACUGGUCACGUGGGGACUUGCUUUCUUUUUCUCCUUUCCUUUAGCCGUCGGCUCCCCUGGCCUACAUAUCCCACCCAGGGCCCCUCAGUGCGUUUUUGGCUAUAGCCCUGAACCGGCUAACCAUGCUUACGUAUUGAUAUUAACGCUGGUAUUCUUCUUUAUACCCUUUAUGGUUAUGUUUUACACAUUCAUGGGAAUUCUAAACACCAUCCGCCACAACACAGCCCGCAUCCACAGUCACCCGGACGCCUUGUGCCUGAGCCAAGCCAGCAAACUGGGCUUACUGAGUCUCCAGAAGCCCUUUCAAAUGAACAUUGAUGUGAGUUUUAAGACGCGUGCCUUUGCCACUAUCCUCAUCCUCUUCACUGUGUUCACUGUGUGCUGGGCACCUUUCACUGCCUACAGUCUUGUAUCGACUUUCAAUGAUGAGUUCUACCAUAAAAGCAGUUUUUUUCAAUUCAGUACGUGGGUGCUGUGGUUGUGCUACUUAAAGUCAGCCCUCAACCCUAUCAUUUACUACUGGCGCAUCAAAAAAUUCCGCAACGCUUGUCUGGAGCUGAUACCAAAGUACUUUAAAUGUCUUGCUCAGCUGCCAGGCAACACAAAGAGGCGUAUACAACCAAGAGCUGUUUAUGUUUGCGAAGGGCAUUGGUCUGUGGUUUAA
Molecule: messenger RNA, 1149 nt
Organism: Nerophis lumbriciformis (worm pipefish)
Lineage: Eukaryota; Metazoa; Chordata; Actinopteri; Syngnathiformes; Syngnathidae
Source: RefSeq, a predicted model, not a curated record